AUGGUAGAAGUUGGUUAUACAACUCUGUGUCGGUAUCUAUGGCCUUAUCAUACCUCGGGCCUACGGCCCUCGACUAAAAGUUCACAGUAUCGUUCUCAUUUCGAUGCAACUGCUGAUGAUGCACUAGUGCUACCUAGACCAACUCAAAACCAUCAGUUAAAGUACAAUACUCGUGGUUUACCUGUUGUUGAUGUUGUGGUUGAUCCUCAUUUAUCACUUAAGCUCCGCCCACAUCAGCGUGAAGGUGUUAUAUUCCUGUACGAGUGUAUGAUGAGCAUGAGAGAGUACAAUGGAUCAGGAGCAAUACUAGCUGAUGAGAUGGGACUAGGCAAGAGUCUUCAGUGCAUAUCAUUAAUAUGGACGUUACUAAAGCAAGGUCCUUAUGGUGGGUUGCCUGUGAUGAGACGAGUCGUUGUUGUCACUCCUGGAAGCUUAGUCAAG
This is a messenger RNA of Amphimedon queenslandica, 441 nucleotides long. RefSeq names its product DNA repair and recombination protein RAD54B-like. Gene Ontology annotation, cellular component: nucleus. The record is from RefSeq and is a predicted model, not a curated record. The annotation marks the transcript as partial. Gene Ontology annotation, molecular function: ATP binding; DNA translocase activity. The transcript is spliced from 5 exons. NCBI's taxonomy places the organism in Eukaryota, Metazoa, Porifera, Demospongiae, Haplosclerida, Niphatidae. Gene Ontology annotation, biological process: double-strand break repair via homologous recombination; reciprocal meiotic recombination.